CCAUCUUCACCAUGGGGACAGAAUGACUGUGAUAAUGAAGUGGCCAAAAUCAUUUGCUCAAAGGAGGAAAAUCCAGAAUCUCCUCGGAGUCAUUUGAAAUGUUUUGUCUCACCAACUCCUCAACAGAAACGGUGUUCAAAUCAUGUUCCUCUCAGACUGAGUGGAGGGGAGGGCCGGUGCUCUGGGAGGCUGGAGGUGUAUCAUAACGCUGUGUGGGGCUCAGUCUGUGAUGAUCAGUGGGACAUCAGUGAUGCUCAGGUGGUCUGCAGGCAGCUGGGUUGUGGAGCAGCACUGAGGGCUGAUGGGAAUUCAGUCUUUGGUGCUGGUGAAGGUGUUGUGUGGAUGAACAAAGUCGAGUGCAACGGGAAUGAGAUUCACCUGUGGGACUGUCCUCUCUCCCUGAAUAACCACACUGACUGCUCCAACAAAGAGCGUGCUGGACUCACCUGUGCAGAUUUGUCAGAAUUUACUGCUCCUGCCACAACAACAUCAGCUUCUCCUCCAGUGCGCUCAACAUCAGUCUCUCCUCCACAAACUCCUCCAGCAGCAUCUCUCUCCGUCCCCCCAGUGCUUGUGAUUGUACUGGUAGUUGUGCUCUUACUGCUCUUAGUGUCACUGCUUAUACUGAUUCAGCAAAAGAGAGUGAUGAGGAGAGGUAGGUAGGAGAUCCAGUGUUAUAUCUGGCUCAGAGAUGUAACAUUAAGGGAGACUACAUGGCGGAAUAGCUUCAAACACAAUAUUUAUUACAAAAAAAAUAAGAUAAAAUAAUAAAAAUAACAUAACACAGAACAGCAGUACCAGUAGGUUCAAUUAAUAUGAAAUGCAAGUGAAUAGAUGCACAAUGAACUGUGGUCAGUGCUUGUGAAUGGAUGCAAAACAAACAUAAUGCUACAAAAUUGAAGCGCAGCUCUGUCAAACUGCCCAAGCAACAAUGGAACAGCGAUGCCGACGAACUCACCACAUGUUUAAAUAAGUCUCACAACCUGCAACAGAGAAACUAAAACACCCAAACCAACACAACUCAGUCCUAACACACACCCCCCCUUAAAAAAAUCAUUCUCAAUAACAGAAUAAUUCAUAAGAUAGGAAUUCAACUUGACAAACAGCUUGGGUGAAUAAUACCACCAGACUGAGUCUGGAGAAGAACCGCUCCUGCACCCGCUUGACUUGCGACCACUUUGGGGCGCUGCUAAUACAGGAGCCGCCGUCAACAGCAAGUUCAUUGUCUCAAAUGCCCUUUGACAUUGUGGGGUCCACUCAAACUUAGCGGAGUUCUUUAAAAGAUUAGUCAAUGGACAAAUGACCGAUGGAAAAUUGGGGCAAAAACUGCGAUAGUAACUGACCAUCCCGAUAAACCUCAUGAGCUCUUUUUCAGUACAAGGGAAAUUCUCUAUCCACCUCCUUUCCCCAAGUAAAAAACCGUUGCCCAUGCAAAGUUACAUUUGCCUAAAUUCACGGUCAAAUUAGUCUCCGCCAGACACCGAAAUAAAUCUCGGCCAUCACUGUAAACCAAUUAAAAAUUCAGGAUGCGCGCGCAGCAUGGUUGCAGAAAACCCGGGAGAGAUCGUCUUUACGGCUAGAGAAUUACACGGAUACGGUACAAAACACUUAGAUUUAAAACGAGUAUAGAUUAUAUUAAUUAGAUGUCAUUUUCAAAAUGUUAUUCGCAUAUUACAAGAGUUUGUCACACAGCGAUAAGCACUGUUAUUUAACGAAAUUGACGUUAGAUAGUGGGAUAGUCUUACAGAUCCGAAACAGGGAUGAGGU
Messenger RNA from Labeo rohita (rohu), 1767 nucleotides. Its product is annotated as scavenger receptor cysteine-rich type 1 protein M130-like. Lineage: Eukaryota; Metazoa; Chordata; Actinopteri; Cypriniformes; Cyprinidae. Gene Ontology annotation, cellular component: membrane. The record is from RefSeq and is a predicted model, not a curated record. The annotation marks the transcript as partial. The transcript has 4 exons.